Molecule: messenger RNA, 1428 nt
Organism: Drosophila simulans
Lineage: Eukaryota; Metazoa; Arthropoda; Insecta; Diptera; Drosophilidae
Product: cysteine-rich hydrophobic domain-containing protein 2
Exons: 5
Coding region: 502-1008 (168 amino acids)
Source: RefSeq, a predicted model, not a curated record
UCUAUUUGUAUAAAUCUUAGCAAUUAUUAGAAAAACACCUGCGUACACUUUAUUUGAAAAUUUCGAGCUGCCACCAACGCAACGGAUUGGCAACUUUGGUCGGCCAGCUGUCCGUCGUGGUCGUGCAACAACAAAUUGAGCAGAAAAUCAAGAAAACCGAUCGUGCUUAAACCAGAACAGCUGAACGUGCAACAAAAGUGAUUGCGAAAUAAGCUGCAAGAGGAAGCCAGACGUCAUAAUCGCAUCACUGGGAAACGCGGCAGACGUCGACAUUUUAUGGCGGAAGCAGCAGUGUCAAUCUGAGAUUGAAGGACAGCUCUAAAGGAACUCCCAGAUACCCGCCAGCGACGGCAGACAGCAACAUGUUUUGACCUCCCACUCGACACAGCUGGAGCGCCCGCUGCUCUUCUCUGUUCCCCCUGGUCACCUAGUCAUCCGUUCUCGCGGCAUCGCCCCAUCAGCCCCCCAUAAUAGGCACAAACUCCGCAAGCACGGCCAACCAUGUCCUUCUCCGACUUCGAUGCCAUCUACGAGGAUGAGCAGCUGGACGAGCUGGAGCACUUCCAGGACCAAACGGUGGCGCCGGUCCAGGAGCCCAUCAUCAUACGCGGCGCGGGCAACAUGACGGUAUUUGGGCUGAGCAACCGUUUCAACGCGGAGUUUCCCUGCGGUCUGCUGUCGCGCGUGGCUCCCGAGGAGUUCAAGGCGACGGUGGGCCGGAUCAACGGAGUGCUGAAGAAAUCCCUGCCCGUCAACGUCAAAUGGCUCUUCUGCGGCUGCGUCUGCUGUUGCUGCACGCUCGGUUGUUCCCUCUGGCCCGUCAUCUGUCUCAGCAAACGCACACAACUCACACUGGACAAGCUGUUCGAAUGGGAGAACAAUCAUCUAUAUCAUAAGCUGGGCCUGCACUGGCGACUGCAUAAGCAACAAUGUGAUUCCAAUUCCAUGAUGGAGUAUGUUAUUUUAAUUGAAUUUAUACCCAAAACGCCCAUCUACCGGCCCGACUAAGUGCCGUCGAGGAGGAGGAGGGGCGUGGUAUCCACAGGGUCGCGGGGUUGUCGUAAUGGUAAUUGUAAAAUAAACACUAGCUGCUAACACUUUGCUUUAGGCGUUUACGGAUCGUGCUAAUCAGCAGAGAGUAUAGGUACACUAAUCCAUAGGACAGGACAGGCGCAGGCACAGCACACAAACUGGGCAUUACCUAAUUUAGUGCACUCGCAGAUUGUCAUUUUAAGCUAGUACUAUUUCAUGUUCGGUUUAUAAACAAAUUUUUGCAAGAACUCUAGGCGGUAAGUUUGAUUUCUCGUAACUUUAGGGCGCUCUACUUUUUCUGUUUCUCGUUUAGUUGUAAAUUCUUAUUUGUUUCCCAAACUAAUGCAAUACUAUUUAAUAAAUUUCGUGUUAGGAAAUUUACAGUGAUUUCGAAAA